Molecule: messenger RNA, 2093 nt
Organism: Hemicordylus capensis (graceful crag lizard)
Lineage: Eukaryota; Metazoa; Chordata; Lepidosauria; Squamata; Cordylidae
Gene: DNTT
Product: DNA nucleotidylexotransferase
Exons: 12
Coding region: 302-1507 (401 amino acids)
Biological process (GO): double-strand break repair via nonhomologous end joining
Cellular component (GO): nucleus
Molecular function (GO): DNA binding; DNA-directed DNA polymerase activity; DNA nucleotidylexotransferase activity
Source: RefSeq, a predicted model, not a curated record
GCUUGCAGAACAAUGUUCCAGCUCCUGACCCUCCGCGCGGCCAGAGGGAGUGGAGGAUUGUCUGGGUGUGUGAUUCGCACUCUCCAUGGAUCAUCUGUAGGCGGAUAACUAUAACAUGCUCUACAUAGGGCUGUCCUUGAGGAUUGCUCACGCACCUUGAUCUAGAACGCAGAGCAAUUCUGUUACCCACAUUGUGGCUGAGAAUAAUUCUUGCACUGAAAUCUUGAAAUGGCUAGAGACACACAAGGUGGACGACAGCUCAAGAUUCAGACUUCUUGACAUCUCGUGGUUGAUAGCCUGCAUGGAGGCUGGAAGACCAGUGAAGUCAGAGCAACAUUAUCUCCUUGUGAAUGAAGAGCAUUCUGCGACUUCAAACAUGCACCCAGUGAAUGCUUUUGCUGCAGACGUGAUCUCCCAAUAUGCAUGUCAAAGGAGGACAAGUUUAAAUAAUUACAAUACAAAAUUCACGGAUGCCUUUGAAACACUGGCUGAAAAUGAUGAGUUCAGAGGAAAUGGAGGGCCUUGCCUUGCAUUUAGGAGAGCAGCUUCUGUGCUGAAGUUUCUUCCAUUUACUGUAGUUAGAAUAAAGGAUAUUGAAGGACUGCCCUGGAUGGGAGAACAAGUCAAAGGCAUAAUUGAGGAUAUUCUAGAAGAAGGGGAGAGUCCUAAAGUGACAGCUGUGCUGAACAAUGAAUACUACAAAUCAACUAAACUCUUCACUUCUGUUUUUGGAGUGGGACUGAAGACAUCUGAAAAGUGGUACAGGAUGGGUUUACGGACACUGGAAGAAAUAAAAAGCUUCAAGAACUUGAAACUGACAAGAAUGCAAAGAGCAGGGUUACUACACUAUGAAGACCUUGUUAGCUGUGUAUCUAAGGCAGAAGCGGAUUCAGCAGGCCAGAUUGUUAAAGAUACCGUGCGGAAAUUUUCCCCCAGUGCUUUAAUAACUUUGACUGGUGGUUUCAGAAGGGGUAAGAAGACUGGACAUGAUGUAGACUUUUUGAUUACUGUUCCAGGAUCAAUGGAGGAAGGAAAAUUGUUACACCAAGUGAUUGACUUUUGGGACAAGGAGGGAUUGCUCUUAUACUAUGAUCUCAUUGAAUCCACAUUUGAAAAGACAAAGCUGCCAAGCAGAAGAGUUGAUGCUUUAGAUCAUUUUCAGAAAUGCUUUGCGAUUUUAAAGUUACCCAAGGAAAGAGUGAACCAUAACAGCUCAGCAAUAUCAGAUGAAUCCGCUCAGGAGGAGGUGAAAGACUGGAAAGCAAUCCGCAUGGAUUUGGUCGUAAGCCCCUUUGAACAAUAUGCAUUUGCUUUGUUGGGGUGGAGUGGAUCCAGGCAAUUUGAACGAGACUUGCGGAGAUACGCCACGCAUGAAAGAAAAAUGAUGUUGGAUAAUCACGCUUUAUAUGAUAGAACAAAGAAACAUUUUCUGAAUGCUGCCAGUGAGGAAGAAAUUUUUGCAUACCUUGGCUUGGAUUACAUUGAACCAUGGGAAAGAAAUGCAUAAAGAGAUUUGCUAAUAUGCUUUUAUGAAUUCACGGCUUUUAAAAAAAUUCUCCCUUAUUAUAGUUAGGAUUCUCAGGUAAAUGUAUCUUUAUUAUUUAGGAAGACUAAUAUUAAUUAUACAUAUUCACUGUAGGUGUAGGUUUCCUCUGAAUAGUUAAAGAGCAUUACUAUAGUGUAUCUUCUUGCUAACUGUUUUAUGUGAUAAAUGGAAUGUGAAUAAUAUUUCUUUCAUUUCAUGUUGUUGAGGUUACAGAAAAACAAUGCUGAAGUAAAUAAAUGGAAGCUAUAGUUGGUGACACAACUGUUGGAGAUGCAUCAACUCUUAGCACCAGCAACCCUCUUGACCACUAGGAGCACUAGGGGUUGAGACAGCUAGUAAGAGCAUUCCCUCUCUGACCAUGCAUUCUCUACUCUAAUUCCCCUUUGUUCGACUGAUAUUCUCAGGUUUCAUUGUCUCACCUGGGGAGAGCGCGAGACUUUCAUCUUCUUCCUUCCCCUCUUCCUCUAUGUAGCAAACAACUAGGCAUGUAGGCUUAUCUUUCUCUCUGAUGUAUUUCCUAAAUAAACUACUUUAUUAAUAACUUUAA